Microthlaspi erraticum is the source of this 909-nucleotide messenger RNA. Lineage: Eukaryota; Viridiplantae; Streptophyta; Magnoliopsida; Brassicales; Brassicaceae. The record is from the annotation of a GenBank genome assembly.
AUGUACGUUGAGGGAUACGACACCUCGCAAUCUGGCUAUGAUUUGGUUACGUCUAUGAAAGAACAUUUCGGUUCAUGUGGAGAUGUGUUGCAUGUUUAUAUUCCCGGAUACGGAUACGGAUACGCUAGACCCAAAAUUCUCAACAGAUUUACCUUGAUGUAUGUUCGUGGAGAAGGUGCAGAAGAGAAGGCGUCGAUACUUAACGGAAGUUGCAUGGGAGGACACAAGUUAGUCGUGGAGCCUUACCCGUUUCAUGCCACACACCUUGACCACAAGUUCGCUCCUACGAGAGACGCAGACAAUAAGCAAAUUGACACGAUUUCUGUUGAUGGAUAUGACACUUCGCUUCCCUUGGAGUAUGCCAAGAGCAUGCUGUAUGAAGAACUCACUAAAUGCGGUGGAGAUGGAAGUGUCGAGAGUGUAACUACGUGCGAAGAAGAAAAAAACAAAGCUGUUCUGUGCAGAAGGGCUAUCGUUCGUGUUAGGGGAAUAGACGCAUUAGAGAGGUUGCUUCAACUUUGUGGAUGUGAUCGAAAAGGAUUGGAGGAUAUUAAAAUUUAUCGGGUUGCUCGUCCAUCACAAGAAAAAGGAACCAUGCUCAGUUUUGAUCCCAAGCUUUUUCCAACCUCUCCCAGGAGUAGGGUACCUCAUGAGGAUCCAGGUCUCCCUAGGCCGCCAUGUCUGAGUAAUCUUCUCCCUCCUGCAUGGAAAGGUCGUGUUUUGAAUACAGAGACACGAGCUUCAUCAGCUUUUCCUGCUUCGACAAGCCGCUACGCACCUGAGGAUCCAACUCUCCCUGAGCCAUGGAAAUGUCUUGUGGAUAACAGAACUGGGUAUGGCUACUUUUGGAAUACAGAGACUAAUGUUACCCAGUGGCAGAGACCAUCUUCAGAGACUAAUCCCAACUAA